Messenger RNA from Balaenoptera acutorostrata (minke whale), 1269 nucleotides. RefSeq names its product SPOUT domain containing methyltransferase 1 (gene SPOUT1). Gene Ontology annotation, cellular component: spindle pole centrosome; kinetochore; mitotic spindle. The record is from RefSeq and is a predicted model, not a curated record. Gene Ontology annotation, molecular function: miRNA binding. The coding region runs from base 69 to 1199 and encodes 376 amino acids. NCBI's taxonomy places the organism in Eukaryota, Metazoa, Chordata, Mammalia, Artiodactyla, Balaenopteridae. Gene Ontology annotation, biological process: maintenance of centrosome location; miRNA processing. The transcript has 12 exons.
CUCGGAGGAGGCGUUGGCGGAAGGGGUGAGUCUGAUUGGCUGGGCGGGGCCGACGGUGUGCGACGAACAUGGCGGAGCGCGGGAGGAAGCGGCCCUGCGGCCCGGGUGAACAUGGCCAGAGGGUGGAGUGGCGAAAAUGGAAGCAACAGAAGAAAGAGGAGAAAAAGAAGUGGAAGGAUCUCAAGAUGAUGAAAAAACUGGAGCGGCAGCGAGUGCAGGAGGAACAGGCAAAGCGACAGCAGGAGGAGGAGGCAGCUGCCCAGAGGGAGGAUCGGGGGCGGCACUACACCCUGAGCGUGGCCCUUCCGGGCUCCAUCCUGGACAACGCCCAGUCGCCCGAGCUUCGCACCUACCUGGCCGGCCAGAUUGCUAGAGCCUGCACCAUCUUCUGCGUGGAUGAGAUUGUGGUGUUUGAUGAAGAGGGCCAAGAUGCCAAGACUGUGGAGGGGGAAUUCAGGGGAGUCGGCAAGAAGGGGCAGGCGUGCGUGCAGCUGGCCCGGAUCCUGCAGUACCUGGAGUGUCCACAGUACCUAAGAAAAGCAUUCUUCCCCAAGCAUCAGGAUCUACAGUUUGCAGGGCUCCUGAACCCCUUGGACAGCCCUCACCACAUGCGUCAGGAUGAGGAAUCUGAGUUCCGAGAGGGCAUCGUGGUGGACCGGCCCACCCGGCCGGGCCAGGGCUCCUUUGUCAACUGUGGCAUGAAGAAGGAGGUGAAGAUCGACAAGCACUUGGAGCCUGGACUCCGGGUGACAGUGCGGCUGAACCAGCAGCAGCUCCCAGAAAGCAAGACCUACCGUGGAAAAGUCGUGUCGUCACAGGACCCUCGCACCAAAGCUGGGCUCUACUGGGGCUACACGGUCCGCCUGGCCUCCUGCCUUAGUGCUGUGUUUGCUGAGGCCCCCUUCCAGGACGGCUAUGACCUGACCAUUGGGACAUCAGAGCGAGGCUCAGACGUGGCCUCCGCCCAGCUUCCCAACUUCAGGCACGCUCUCGUGGUGUUUGGGGGCCUCCAAGGGCUGGAAGCUGGAGUGGAUGCUGACCCCAACCUGGAGGUGGCUGAGCCCAGUGUCCUCUUCGAUCGGUACGUCAACACCUGCCCCAACCAGGGCAGCCGCACCAUCCGCACCGAGGAAGCCAUCCUGAUCUCCCUGGCUGCCCUGCAGCCUGGCCUCACCCAGGCGGGUGCCCGGCCCAGCUGAAGGUUCUGUCGGGCCCAAGAUGGCACAGAAGCAGUGGUGAAGCCAGAGGUUUCCAUGGGUCACCUGGGAC